Brassica rapa (field mustard) is the source of this 969-nucleotide messenger RNA. RefSeq lists its product as uncharacterized. The record is from RefSeq and is a predicted model, not a curated record. NCBI's taxonomy places the organism in Eukaryota, Viridiplantae, Streptophyta, Magnoliopsida, Brassicales, Brassicaceae.
AUGAGACCGAGUUUUGUUCCGGAAGGUGGUUCUACGUUCACCAAGAAAGAGGCAAAGGCUAUAACACAGGUGUGGCACAAGAAUGGAGUGUGUCCAGAUAACACUGUUCCUAUAAGAAGAACAAAGAAGGAAGAUAUCUUACGAUCAAAAUCCAUUGAGAGUUUCGGGAAAAAGAGACAUAAGAGUUUCGGGAAAGGGACUCAUCAGAGCAACCCUGGAGAAGGCCAUGAGUACGCGAUCAUGAACUCGAGGAAGGGAAAUUAUUACGGGACAAAGUUUGUAAUAAAUAUGUGGAGACCAGAAGUUGAAGUUCCCAACGAGUUCAGCUUGGCUCAGACUUGGCUUGCGUCUGGAGAUGGCUAUGAUACUAACACAAUUGAAGCUGGUUUGCAGGUUUGUCCAGUAUUGUAUGGUGACAACAAUCUUAGAUUGUUUGUUUACUGGACGAGCGAUUAUUACCAAAGUACAGGCUGCUACAACACUGGCUGUUCAGGUUUUGUUCAGACGAGCAAAGUGAUAACUCCAGGUGGAUCCUUCGCUCAGGUCUCACAAUAUGACGGAGCUCAGUACGGCCUCCCCAUGCUUAUAUGGAAGUCCAGCGGAAACUGGUGGCUAAUGAUCGGUGAAGAGUAUGUCGGGUACUGGCCUGGCAAUAUAUUCACUUCUCUGGGAGAUCGAGCUACGACAGUUCAAUGGGGAGGUGAAAUUGUAAACCAAAGGACCGAUGGGAGACACACAAACACCGACAUGGGAAGUGGCCAUUUCGCAGACGAAUGGUAUAAGAAAGCGAGUUAUUUCAGGAAACUAGAGACAGUUGAUGGAGCAAAUACUCUGAGAGAACCACAAGGACUUUAUCCCUAUGCAAGUAACGGUAACUGUUAUAACAUUAAAGCAGGAGGUACUGGUAGUUCUUAUUGGGGGCAUCAUUUCUUCUAUGGGGGUCCUGGUCGAAACGCUAAUUGUCGUUGA